Messenger RNA from Vanessa tameamea, 1595 nucleotides. RefSeq lists its product as uncharacterized. The transcript is spliced from 6 exons. The record is from RefSeq and is a predicted model, not a curated record. The coding region runs from base 169 to 939 and encodes 256 amino acids. Lineage: Eukaryota; Metazoa; Arthropoda; Insecta; Lepidoptera; Nymphalidae.
ACAAACAUAAUGCAUGCGUACGAGUUACUGCGUAGUCUCAACACUGCGACCGGAGCAGUUUUGGUGUAAUUUUAACAGCGUCCAUAUUUACGGAGUGAUUUUGUUAUUCUUUUAUAUUAUUUAUUGUUGCUUUGUGUAUAUUUGUGUAUAAAUCGAAGUAAAUUGAUAAUGAAAAUCUUGAAAAACGCAUUUUGUAGCGGAGACAAUCUUCGCGCUAAAUGUUUCAUAAUUGGAUACUUGAACCUCAUCGCCAGUAUCAUUGACAUCGGGUGUCAUGUUCUCAUCGUGGCUAUUGUAUCCAACGGCUUUCAAUGCGAUGUUGACAGAGACAUCCUACGAUCUAUCGACUGGCCAUGGCUGGAACCAUUAUUACUGAUCGUGAACAUUGGUACUCAUGGCUUUUACCCAUUCCCUCUCAUCCUCCCAUCCUACAACAACUUCCAUGUCGAUUACAUGCCUAUCCCCACCCAACCGAGGUGCUAUCCCGGGAUGCUGCAUCUUUACUUGAUUGACAUUCUCAACUGCUUAAUCAAUGUCAUCUGGCUCCAAUUCGUGGUAUCGUUUGUCUCCGCAAUUCAUAAGAGAGAUCCAGAACCAAUGCGCAUGUUCUUUGGCCUGUCUUUGGUGAAACUUGUGCUCCAGGCUAUGUAUUUCUUCGCCCGGCCUAGCUUCUGCAGAGACUUAUCUACGGAAGCCUAUUAUUUCAUCAGUGCUUUGGAUGCUUGCGUCGCAAUCAUCUUCUUGACGAUCAUCAACGCAUACGUAGUUCAGCUACGUAACGAGAAAUUACAGACGAACACCGACCAGCCGCCACCUUACAUCGAAUGUCUGAUUAACGGACAACCAACGCGAGUUGACGAAAAAAGGGAUGAAGUUCUAGUUAUCGAAGAAAAGAAACCUGAAUUACCAAUCGAAACAGAAUCACAGGAAAGAUGUUGAUCUGAUAGCUUUUAAUAUUUCAUUGGUUUAAUUACAAACGACGUAUCUACAUUUUUUGAAUUUGGAAUUGGAAUUCGUAACGGUUACUUUAUGAAACCAUGAGUAUUGAUAUAUAAUUUAACGGCAAUAGUCUGUGUGCUUGUAUGCUUAUUACUUACCACGCUGAAACGGCUGGACGCAACUAAGCGUAGUAAUCAGUUCUAUCCUUUGAUUACUAGGACUUGGAUAGGAACUCUUGUCUGUUUGUUACGCUUUCACGGCCAGACCACUGAAACGAAUUUGAUAAAAUUUUGUAUGAAGCAAACAAGAAUAAAGUUUUUGAUACCUGAAACCUGAUGAGAAAUACCUAGAACGCGAGCGAAGCCGCGAGCGACAGCUAGUAAUUCAUAACUAAAAUUUAAUUUGUACCGAUUGAAACAAGUACAGCAGUUUUAGAAUAUGUUUUAAAUAAUUCAUACAGGCUAUAAAAGAAAACCUUUCUUUAUAAAAUUAGAAAAAAUCCUGUAAAAUUUCGUAUGUGGUAGUUACGACGUUUGGUACUUUAACCAUACAAUAUUACAGUUUAUAGAUAUAAGUUACGUAAGGGUAUAAACACCAAAUCUAAAUGCUUAAUGCCAAGUUUCCUAUAAUAAGUGUCUUAAUUAUAAUGUAUCUGU